Xyrichtys novacula (pearly razorfish) is the source of this 10048-nucleotide messenger RNA. The record is from the annotation of a GenBank genome assembly. Lineage: Eukaryota; Metazoa; Chordata; Actinopteri; Labriformes; Labridae.
AUGACAAGAUUCAGAGAAUCAGAGAAAUCUCUGCACAAAGGCAGCAAAGCCCAAACACGUGCCAUGUAUGUCGAGGCUGUUCUGCUGGAUCUGUUUCGCAGUAUGCUGUUGGAGACUUUACUUGAAUACAAAGGUGAGAGCAAAGGAGGGGCUGAAUCUUUAUUCUGACCCAAUCUAGCGUUCAAUCGAGGCUUUGUGUGUCGAAAUCAAUGAGCAUGCACCAAAGGAGAGGCUGCAGACUGCUACUGUAACAUAAAUACUGAUUAAAGCUGGAAUAAAUUAAUCCAAACACAACAUAUAAGCUUAGAUUGGAUUAGUACUUUUACUUUUAAUAAAUGAAACCCCUUUGACUAUAGUUUAUUUCCAGAGCCGGUGUCUGCCUGGACAAACCGAUUUUAAAUCACCAGCCCACUCUGGAUGGUUCCUGUAUAAUAACAGCAGUAAAGUGCUGCUUUCUGCAUCCAGCCCACAAAUCUGUCACAUUUGUACAAUCUGAGUGCCUGACGCCAUCAAGCCUCAAAUUGCCUCUCGGGGAGCAAACAACUUCAAAUCACACAUAUUCAGUUGUUGAGGAAGCGUGAAUGUUCCUCUCAAAGCUCAUGUUUUACUUUGAGUUUCAGCUUUUCCAGUGAUUUUAUGAUCAUCACGGUGCCAUCAAGCGAACGUGUCGGUGAUUGCCGAGCUCUCAGGAAGAAUAAAAACAUGCUCUGGAUGGGAAGUUCAGCCCGGAGUCAAAGAGGCGGUCUGGCUCUGCGGCAAAACAUCACAUCACAAAAGGAUGAAAAAAAGAGAGACAGAGUGUCGACUUUAAUGACUGACCAACAAAUCAGUAUCUGCAGCUCACCUCGAUCUCCAAACCGGUCUUUAUCUUCUGUCUUAUCUUAUUGCAAUAGGUGGGAAAUGUUGUGCAGCAAGGGAAUGUUUUCACCUCAACGAUGUGUAGGAUGAAGGAAAAAUUAUCCGACUGAGGGUGUGAGCGAUUUCAGCAAGGACAAAAAUGUGACGGCUUAACAUCCAGGUCAGAAUACCUCCAGAACUGCAGCUCUGUGCAUGUGAUACGUUAAAGCUGGACCAUGUGAGCUCACCUGAGAGAAGAGCUUCAACAUGCAGAGAAAAUAAGACUGGUUCAGACAAAAACCUGCAUCAGACCAGUAACGGAAAAGGAGAGGGUUUCCACCAUGUCAUUUCAGCCUGUUGAUACCAAACAUGGCCGAGCUUCCACAGCAAGGAUUUGUUGUGUUUGCACAUCUUAGCAGAAAAUCCGACCUUCUCACUCAGUCCCCUCCAGGGAAGCACCUUUUUUAAUCCGUGUUUUGAUACUGAAAACAAGUUGUAUCCAAAAACACAGGUAGCCUCAGACCAUCAUGAUUGGUCACCAGGAGAUCAGAACACUAAUUUGUUCGUGCUGCAUGAUGAUUCGCUCCACUUAAGAUUUUUUAACUUGCAAGACACCAUGGAUGAGGAGAUGCUGAUUCUAGAAGUAGAUUUCCUCCUCUGGAAGGACACAAUCUACUGCUUAUAUGUCUAUGUGGCUGUCUUUAUAGAGACAACUCGUUAUCGUGGGAUUGCACGUGAAUCCAAGGGGUCUUGUGAGUUUUCACGAUUCCCGCUUUCCAUAAUCUGCCUCGAAAUUCGCCUCACAAAUAGAUCAGGUAGGAAUUAGUGAACGGCAAAAAUCACUGCCGUUCCGGAUGCGGUGGAUCUGAGAAGCAUGAAUUCUGAGAGCUGUGCAGACCUGAAAUCCUGAGGCCGCUUCAUGAACUGCAUCUCUGUACUUCGUCAAACUCCAUCAGCCAGAUUGAGAAGUUCUGCAGCGAUCCAGAGGAACCUACAGCAUGACGGACUCUCUUCCUUCAUUCUGCAUUCAACAUCCCUUUGCAGAUUUUACAUUUUAUUCCAAAGACAUUAGUGAAGCAUUUUCCAUUAUCAGUUAUUUCCUUUAACAAUCCGACUGACUUUACAUCUGAGCACAAGAACAAGAUGUUCUUUUCCCAAAUGACACUUCCUUUUAAAAAAUGCAAUUACAACUGCGAUUAGCUUCUGAUGUUGGAUUGUGUCCAUAGUUGGAGCUAAAAGUCAUCAGAAAGGGCUUUGAAAUGUCAAAUCCUAAUCAUAUAGAGAGCAGAAUCUCAUUAAUAAGACAAUUUAGCUGAUAAAACGGGGAGAGUGGACAGCUUAACAACGUCUAAUUAACAAGGACUGCAGGAGCCGACAUUCAGACCUUUAGCAUCAGAGAGGAGAAAUUACAUCAGGGAGGAGGCUGUGGGUCUGCAGCUGCACGGUUAGAGAAACAGCUGAGAGGAGGCGAAAGUUUUAAUAGGAUCGCAGUGUAUACGACUUACUCUGCAUUUGGAAUAUUAACAUGUUUUCAUCUUAUCCAGCUGAAAUUAUCUCCAAAUGUUUGUCCGACAAAGAAACUCUGAAAAAAGGAUGUAGCUCCUGUUCUGCAAAUUUAACAGAACAAAACUCCCUCUCUAAUGGUUGUCUUGUUCGAUUUUAAAGAGGGUUUAAAGGCUUAAUGAACAAUUUCCUUCCUCGUUUAGGACACCCAACCAGAAUGAAUGAACCAAUCGCAGCAGCAUGCAAAUGGAAUAAAUUCAUUAGGCUUCAAAAUCAGGCGGAUUGUUACACACUUUACCUAUCCUCUCUUAUCUCUCCAUUAGGACUAUACAUCAAUCAAAGCGCAGUGCAGCGUACAUACUGAUAAAUCGGCUUAACUGGGUGUGUAUUUUUUCUGCUGGCUCAAGUUUUAAGGGCUGGAAACAUCAGUCUCCAGCUCAGGCUUCAUCCUCAGACAUUCACUUAUAAAGUUCCCGUGUAGCAGCGAGCUGACAGAGCUGUCGAUACAGAGCAGAGCACAUAAGUGAAAACAGCAGAGCAGGUUGUAAUCUCACAUAAACCUAUCACUGUGUGGUACAAAGUGGCUCAGCUGACUUCACUGACAGUGGAGCAGAGCAGCCAACAGACUGGGGUUGUCUGGCGUGACACUAUCAGUUAUUAUCAGCCUUAUUUACCGCCGCUGCUGCUGCUGCUGCUGCUGCUGCUACAGUGAGUUUGAUGUUUCUGGUCAUUUAGAGACAGUGUGGAGGGUCUGCUGUGGGCCUGCGGCGACUCUUCAACUGCAAUUUCACAUCCUACGUUUGAUCAUGAUUCAGUGACUUUUGUGUCUCAAUCAUUGGGGUUCAUUUUUCUCAGCCUCAGAUCUGUUUAAAAGAAGUUUACACAGCUGACACCUGAUAAAGUUAGCAGCUAACAGUCCUUAUGAGGCUUUUCUGUGACGGUUAAAAUAUCUAUAAAUAAAUAUCUUUAUAUGUUUAUAUAAUCUGGUGUGUGGUCUGGUGACUGUAGGUGGUGUUUUAUUUUGAAAUUCACCAUACAGUUUGUGUUGUUUGUGUCAAAUUUUACUUCCUGUACAGAUAGGUCUGCUUUGUUUCGAGAAAGAAAAGAAAAGAAGUAAGAAAGGAAAAGGGAAGGAAGGAAGGAAGUAAAGAAGGAAGAAAGGAACAAAGAAAGGAGAUAGGAAGUACAAAAGGAAUGAAAAUGAAAGAAAGAAAUCAAGGAAAGAAGUAGAAACGAAUCAAGGAGGAGAGGAAGGAAAAAUUAGGAAGGAAUAAAAAAAGGAAGAAUGAAAGAAUGAAAAAAAGAAAGAAAGGAGAAAAUAAAGGAAAGAAAGAAAAGGGAAGGAAAUAAAGAACAAAAUAAAGAAAAAACUGAAGGAAGGAAUCAAGGAAAAAAGGAGAAAGGAAUCAAGAGUGAAAGGGAGGAAGAAAUCAAGGAGGAAAGAAAGGAAGAAAAUAAGGAAAGAAUGAGAAAGAAAGAAAGAAAGAAAGAAAGAAAGAAAGAAAGAAAGAAAGAAAGAAAAAGAGGAAAAAAGAAAGGAAAGAAAGGAAGGAGGGAAGGAAAUAAAUAACCAAAGAAAGAAAAAAACUGAAGGAAGAAAUCGAGGAAAAAAGGAACAUAGGAAGAAAGUAAGGAAUAAAAUAAGAAGGGAAUAAAAAAGAAAGAAAGAAAGAAAGAAAGAAAGGAAUCAAGGAAAGACUGAAAGAAAUAAAAAAAAGGAAGAACUCUAAUCUGUGAAUCUGUUAAUCUGGUCUUUACUGACAGACGACUCUGACGCUGAUCAGAUUACAGUAAAAAUGAAGGACAGAGGAGAAUCUUGGCGAAGAGGAGGACCCGCUGAAACCCGCCCUGUCAGAGUCUAAAUCAGAGAAGCGGAUCCCUCGCCACAUUCUUGACUCUGUCAUCCUCCAUCUUGACUUUGUCAGCAGAGUCCACGCCGGAUUAUGAAAACCUUACUCAAACAAAGUCCCUGUUUUCAGCCUCCUCGUGAUCUUUUACCUGGAUUUCCCUGCAGCUAGUUUUUAUUCCUCUCUUGUCAAUGACUAUCUGCCACAACCAUCUCCUCCCUCAGGCCCUCCUCCUCACCUCUCCAGGUGAUCCAUCACCACUCUGCACCAUCUCCCACCUCCAUCUCCCUCUUCGCCAAACCACCUCUUGCCUUCACUGUACCUGCUCGACUAUCGUAAUGAAAUCUAAAUUACAGGCUGUGUCCUGGGUGCUCAUCCAUCCAGGUUAAAGCUGCCUGCCUCUCUGCUGCAGCCCUAACGUCCCAUUCGGAGAACUCUCGACAGCAGGAGAGGAGCUAUUUGGCUGCUUGACAUUUAAUAAAUACAUAGCAGGCUGUGAAAGAAGAAAAGGAUGGAGGGGAGGAGGAGGAGGAGGAGGAGGAGGAGGUGAGCCACAUCACUUAUUCUUCAUACAGGAGCUGAGAAACUGAUGGCUGCAGGCGCUGUACAGAGAGAGAGAGAGAGUGUGUUUGUGAUCGAGUUACCCGUAAAAGGAAAGCAGAAUGUGUGACCUCUGACCUCACCUGUUCUUGACUCAGUGUUUACAGGAAACUCAGCGGGUAACGCUCGGAGAGUCCUGGUGUGCAGCAACCAUUUAUUGAUUGGAUCUUUGUGUUGUUUUGAUCAGAGAGGGAGGAGAGGUGUCUAUCAGAGGGUGUUUGUGAUAUAACUCACACCGCAGGAGACAAACCGAUGCCUUUAGAAACGUCUAAGUCACAGACUAAACUUUACAGUCUGACAGUGUGAGUCUCUUUGUGGAAAUCUGGCAAAUUAGUUACUUCAAAACAGCCUCUGAUUGGUCAAGAGAAGAAAGACGAUAGAAGAAAACUAAGCUGGCGAAAGAAGGUUUACAUCGUCAGCAUUAAUCGCACAGAUAACCUUCAUUUUUGAUGAUUGGAUAGAAAGUCUCUAUUACUGGUCUUAUGGGGGAUUUUAAUGAAAACUGGUGUGUUGUACUGGUCUUAUUUAAAGAUUAUAUUUAAGCUAAACCAAGACUUGACAUUAAUUUUUUUCACAUGUUCUCCUAAGUUUAAAAUGUUAGGAGCACACAAAGAACUUUAGGAGCACAAUAAAAAUUGAUCAAAUAAUGUUUGUCUUAUUGGUCGACAUAAGUAUCAUUAUAUGAAAUCAGUUUAAGGUCAAUUGGUCAUGUGACAUGGAAGCUAAUGAAGGAAAACAGCGAACACCAACAGGUAAUUUAUUGAUGGUCCCUUAUUCAACACCUGACAUUGACAGCGAGGGUGCGGAGUAGAUUUAACCGCGCUGCUGUUGCUAUUCCUGGUUAUGGAGAGUGAGAAGACACCGGUAAAUCCUCAGAGAAUGUCCGUCGAAUAUCCAACCUAAAACUAACUUCACCGCCGUAUUUACAUGAAAACACAUUUAUUGCCUCGGCUAACUUUUUUAUGCGCACAUGUGACCCUAAAUAAAUUUUAUAAUUCGCACACGUCCAUUGUUAGUUGCAAAUGCGAGUGAGACGGUCCCACUGUCGAGCCCUAUAAGCAAUAUUAUAUUGUAUACAACAGUUUUGCUUGUACCACUCCUGUCUUCUGACUCCACGGUCGUGUUUGCACUGACCCCUCUCAGGAAGUUUCACUUUAUUGUUUUGCAAAGCAUGAAACUUAAACCCUUCAACAAAAAAGCUGCUGAGCAUAAAAGCUUCCAUCUCUAGUACAGCAACUACAAAUUUCACUACAUCUGUUAAAUAGUUGCUAAUUUUGCUGUUAAUAGCUCUAUGUUUUGACCUUUAAUCAUCCUGGUUUGGUUGUAUGAGAGUUUCUUCAGUAUUUCAGAGGGUCCAGUCAACGUGAAAGUAAUAAGCAUUGGUGCUACUGUAGAUGCCAAUGGACUACCAGCAAACACAAUCCGGUCUACCUCCUUUUUCAGCGCCCGUUAUUCCUCCAGAGUCUCUGGUAUUUACUUUGUUUUCUUGCCUGUGUUGGCGGUCACGGUCAAAGGAGGAUUCAGACAAUUUUCUGGUUGGUUUCUACGGUUCGAUAUUGUAGCACGCUAACUUUGUUUGGACUCGUGAACGACACGGGGGAGCAGCGUCUGCCUCACAACCAAUCAGGUUGGGGAGGUGGAGAACAGCUUUGUUUACAGUCAGAAAGAGCGGACCGCUCAAAAAAUAAAAAAUGUUGAAUACAGACGUAACAAAAAACAGCGAUAUCGUUAUAUUCCCAAAUAUCAUCAAUAACUAAAAACUAUUGACUGAUAUUAAAAGCUUUUUUGUAAAUACACCACAAAUAAAGAUGCUUCUUUAACAGAUUCCUGCCUACUCCACCUUGAACCAUAAAGCCAGCAGACAUGAAAAAGUCAAUGAUCUGCAGAAAAAAGGACUCAGUAAAUCUGAAUUAGACCGUUUUCUCUGUUCACUUCUCUACACGUUCGUAGUUCGAGCUUGCUCCGCAGAGAUUAACUUUCAUGAUUCUGCGCCGUAUAUGAAAUACUUCUUCACUUCUCUAUAUGUUCUGUUACUAUAAAGAAAACGUCAGCUACAUCUCGCAGGCUGCUUUGGGCUCUCUGGGAUUUCUCCACAUACAAGAAGACAGCUCCACAGAAACACACAAACAUGUUGUACGCCACAGCACAAUUUUAAAGUUUCACUUUUACUCAAAGAAGAGUGAACAUCAUCCUGUAUUGAUUACACUUCCUGGAUGCGUACUGCCUCAUUAUCUCAUGCUGUGCAGCUGAAAAACAAACAUGUUGCACACACGUUUGUUCGUUUGAAGACGAUAGAGCGCUCUCCUCGGAUCACAGUCAGCUCUCUUAGAUAAGUACGUGUUUUUGUGCAGGCUGAUGAUCCGCAUUGUUACCGCUAAAGUUCUGUAAAGUGUGUCGUAUUUGUGAAAUCACAGUUUGGUUUUUGAUUGUGCAGAGUCGAGCGAGGAGAGUGGAGCUGCUGGAACAAUACGCUGGUUUACCUCCGAGCAUCUUUCUCCUGUUAAGUAUGUGGAAAACAAUGUAAAGCAUCAAGGUCUCCCACAGUGAUCGGACUCUGGGUCUGAAAGAAAUCUAUCAAAAUACCUUUCAUGGUAAACUAAACUGAUCUCAAACACUGAAAAAACAAAACACGAUUCUUACAAACUCAAAGACAAAGCCUCUGAACCUGCCGUCUCUUACUUCAUCUCAAGGUCAUGUGAUUGAGUCUGUACGUUCUCACAGAGACCUCGGAUUCCUGGUUGAUGAUUUGUCUUUAUAAACAAAAGCUUGUAAAGCAGCUGAAUCUGCGGCUUUGUCAGGAAUUAUCAUGUUUUUCCUUUUGCUGCAAAGAAAAGACAUUUUGAAGCUUCUUUUGUUCCCCUUAUUGAUCACAGUGAUGUUUUCUACAUGCGUGUGUUAUGGGUCCGAGGCACGACGACAACAAUAACAAAACAGACGAGAUCUGUAGAGUAAAGGUAGAGGCAGAUUACAUCUCUUUACUUUCAGUGCAUUUCCUCGUCCUGUAAAAACAUAAAGCUCUAAAAACCUUAAAAAUAAAGUUCUUUUGAACAUUCUUCUGUAACUACCUAAAACACUUUCAGUGGACGUACAAACUUAACUUACAGACUACAUAUGGCAAGUGCUAAGAAUCGAUCACAUGUGGACUUUGCACCUUAGACUGUAUAUAAACAGGACUCUCAAGUCUCAUGGUAGGACUCAACUGAGUUCCCCUGAGAGUUCAGAAACUGCGUGUCACACACAAGUCAAUCAAAUGAAGUUUAUCUACCGAACAGUCAUCAAAAAGUAUCUUUGCUGUAUUUUGAUAUCCUGCAGUUUGGCUACAAAAGUAGACGGACACUCGCCGAAUGAAGCAGGUUUCAUAAGGAGAUUAUUUACAGUAAGAUUAUUACAGUAUCCCGAUGAUUACAGUAAGUCAGUCACCUCCAAAUUUUACUCCAAGCUGAGUUCAAAACUUAAGAGCCGUGUAUUAAUUAGCUUAUCAUGACUGUUUAAACCAAAUAAACCCGACAAAUAGCACAUUCUGGAACCAUCAAACACAUUAAGUCACAUCAGCAGCCUUAUGAUCGGAUCAAUAAACUAAGUGAAUGAAAACUAUCACAGAGGGUAACUGUGAGAGAGUACAGUAUAUAUUUAGCGUGAACUGGCGAACCCUCGUGAUAACACAGCGCAAUCGCAGCUGGCUUUACCGCCAUUUAGCUUACUCUAAAGUUACGAAAUUCAUCCCAACAUUACUAUCUGUCACUUACAGAAGUGACAAGAAACUGAAAGCUUUCAUUUAUAGCGACUUCGGUUUGGUAGAAUAAAGGUCGAGUCUCAAAGCAAGAAGAAACAGGAGCGCUUGUAACUGUCUGUGUCUGAAAUGGAUCCCUAACCCCUAUAUAGGCGACUAUAUGGGGGUUAGCGCCAUUUGAGGGCUGUCCGAAACCUGAGUGAUCAGUUCCAAUGUUCCAAAUAGGCCAUUCAAAAUUUCCCAUAGAGCAUUGCAAAAUGUAGUGACCAUCCGAUGGUCACUCACCGGUGGUGGACAUCCUGUCAUGCCACCAGGGUGCGCGACGAGAGUGACAAAGGUUGAUAUAUUCACACAGGACUACGUCUCAUAAAUGUUAAAUAAUACUUGCCUCAAUUAUCAGAGCAUAUUUACAAAAGACAAAGUGCUUAUUAAACAAAAUUACGCCAAUUAUUCAAUAUAACAAAAACAAAUGUGGUGUCACAUAUUCAGGUGCACCACACGUGUCUGAACUCAAAGCUUUAUUGGAACAUGCUGUGCUGCUGUCUUGGCGAGAACACUCUUAAAAAAAGAGUGGCUUUUCUGGUAAAAUAAAUAACAAAAUAAAGGAUUUGGAUUCAUGAGAGACGCACUAACAGUGUCUGAAAUGCUUCAGCAGAGACUAAACAGAGAAUAACGAUCGAUUCCUAUGAAGUGGGAUCUGUUUUGUAUUUUUUAUUAAUGUCCUAAAUUCAGCAGGAUUGGAGGCUGUAAAGGUCAAAAUGUUUUUCUCUCCUAUUGUUCACUUUCUCUGCUGUUUUUCAGCGUUUUUCCCGAACGCCACAGGAGUGCUUUCACCUGACAAGCACAGCGAGUGCAGGUAUAAUAGUCGGUUUGUGCCGAACAUUUGAGGGAUGGUGCUCCUUUUUGUAGGGCACAAACACUUCAAAAUAAAGGUUUUCUGUCCACCUGCGCUCAAACCUUGCAAACACAAAACUCUGUGUAUGAGCUGCAUGUUUAAUAGUUUUAUUUUUAUAUCUAAAAAGUAGGCUUCGUCUUCUCAUCAUGAUCAUGUUUUUACACAGCAGAUCCAUGUUAGCAUCUGCAGAGUCUGAGCACACUUUGAUUCCUCCUAAAUCCUUCAUACACACCUUUCCUUAACCCCGGGAUGUUUACAAUCAGAGUUCAGGAAAAGAGGAUAAUAAAGGACUUACGGGGUCAUCUUUUGGACUCGAGCUGCCAGGUCUUGUUUUCUCUCCCGAGUCUCAGUUGCUGUUUGGCACCCCGCUCUCAUGUUCUGCUACAGACAUGUCUGGCAUGAUAUUGUGAGUUCUUGAGUACCAUGAAAGGACAAAGAUGUCAUUUGAUUAAGCCGAUGUCUCUGAAUGCAGAAUACAAAUCCCGAGAAAGGUGCCCUUGCCCUGAAAGGCACAGCGUGGCUUUGCUUUCUCCAGAGACCGAUGCUCUUGACAUUUUAACCACUCAGUACCACAACAUGGAGGACAAACAGGAGCACGCAGGGACUCUUCCCUCGCCCAUGCACUUACCCCCCUAA